AUGUCGUCCUCCUCUCUCGCUCCCCGUCCCCUUCCCUCGCCGCCGACCUCCCGUCACGUGGCCGUAAUCGGGGCCGGCGCGGCCGGCCUCGCGGCCGCGCGUGAGCUCCGCCGCGAGGGCCAUCGCGUCGUCGUCUUCGAGCGCAGCGAUGCCGUCGGAGGCACCUGGAUCUACACACCCGCCGCCGAGUCCGACGCCUUGGGCCUCGACCCUCUUCGCGAGGUCGUCCACAGCAGCCUCUACGAUUCGCUCCGGACCAACCUCCCCCGCGAGUGCAUGGGCUUCCUCGACUACCCCUUCUCCUCCCGCCACGCCCGCGCCGGCGGCGAUCCCCGGCGGUUCCCCGGACACCGCGAGGUUCUCUGCUACCUCCAGGAUUUUGCAAGGGAGUUCGACCUCUGCGGGCUGGUCCGGUUCCGGACGGAGGUGGCUCUGGUGGAGAGGGAUAACGACGGAAGGUGGCAAGUGAACUCAAGGAGGUCUGGCGCUGCCGGUGGCGAUGGGAGCGACGAGAAUGAGGUCUUCGAUGCGGUGGUUGUUUGCAAUGGUCAUUACACCGAGCCGCGGAUCGCAGAGAUUCCUGGUACUCUUUUUCUGUUCUCCCUUUCGAGUUUUUCUGUUCCCCGAGUCGCAAUGGACAUUACACCGAUCCCUCGAGAUUCCUGUUAG
Musa acuminata AAA Group (dessert banana) is the source of this 669-nucleotide messenger RNA. Its product is annotated as putative flavin-containing monooxygenase FMO GS-OX-like 11. Gene Ontology annotation, molecular function: N,N-dimethylaniline monooxygenase activity; flavin adenine dinucleotide binding; NADP binding. The record is from RefSeq and is a predicted model, not a curated record. Bases 1 to 669 code for a protein of 222 amino acids. The transcript has a single exon. NCBI's taxonomy places the organism in Eukaryota, Viridiplantae, Streptophyta, Magnoliopsida, Zingiberales, Musaceae.